Molecule: messenger RNA, 1248 nt
Organism: Vicia villosa (hairy vetch)
Lineage: Eukaryota; Viridiplantae; Streptophyta; Magnoliopsida; Fabales; Fabaceae
Exons: 2
Coding region: 154-546 (130 amino acids)
Source: RefSeq, a predicted model, not a curated record
AUUAGGGUUUUCAGAGUUGCAGUGUUCCUUCACUUUUUCAUCAACACUUCUAAUAAUGCGUUUCCAAUAACCAAAUCUCUAAUAGCAUCGUGAUUUCCCCAAUCUUUCGUUACCAUAAUUGUUGCAAUCAAUAACUUCAUCCCACACGUGACAAUGGCUUAUGUUGAUGAGGAUGGUACUUCUGGCUCUGGAGAUGAAUUGAGUAUGUUGGAUGGACAUAAACCUCACCCUGUUGUUGUUCGAUCUGGUUCCGGUGGCCGGAAGCGAAGCAGGAAGGUUACCGGUGACGCGAUUGUUGAUGCUAUGUUGGAGAUAGCAGCUGCUUCGAAGAUGAGAGCAUCUGUGAUUUUGAAGAAUGAGGAGAGGUUCUGUAUAAGUAAGUGUAUUAAGGUGUUGGAUGAGUUGCAGAGAGUUGAUGAACGGGUUUAUUUUCGUGCUUUGGAUUUGUUUGAGAAUAGUUCUGGUGCCCGCGAGACUUUCGUCUCUCUUAAGGGUGAAAAAAGAUUGCCGUGGUUGCAAGGAAAGUGUGGUGUUCCCUUUAGUUGAGAUUGUUAAUGAAAUCCUUUGUUUAUCAUGUUGAAUAGGUCUGUACAGUUAAGAAUAUUGAAAGGGAAUUGUUAAUUGUGUAUAUAGAUUUGAAAUUUUUGAAUGGUAAUGGAGUAAUUUGCCCUUUUCAUAAUGCCAAAUCUGUUGCUUGGAUUGCUGUUUUAUGAGAUACUGUAUCAUGAAUGACAUUGUUUCUUGCACUAUUGGUAUUCGUCGAGGUUCAUCUUUACAGAUACACUGGUCAGGGAAACAUCUGCUGCUGGCUGCAAUCAUGGAGUUGCCAGCUGACACAUUUGAGCUGCAGACUAUACUAUCUACCUUGGCUGGUCUGCUUCAGACUCACAAUCGCUAAUCAAGAUUCUAUGGUCCAAUGAAUGAUGACCAAGAUCUGACUUUCCCUUAAAUUCCUAAAGAUUUCACAUGCUGCAAUGACUGAAGAUAUUGUUUUGGAUUGCAUAGAUUUUGUGGGUAAAUCUCUACAUUGAAAUGUAUCAAGGUUGCUUUGGUUAAAUUUGUAAUGUAUCAGUAUCAAUGUUCAUUACCUUGCAGUGCUGUAUUACAUAACUGCUGUCAUAGGUUCCUCAGUUUGUUUUUCUUUUUACUAUGUGUAGUUAAACCUCAAAAUUAUGGGUAGAUUUUGUAUUUGAUAAUGCAUAUUCUUUAAUGUGUUUCUUUUACAUUAUACACCAGAGGUUCUUGUAU